Molecule: messenger RNA, 1875 nt
Organism: Phytomonas sp. EM1
Lineage: Eukaryota; Euglenozoa; Kinetoplastea; Trypanosomatida; Trypanosomatidae
Source: the annotation of a GenBank genome assembly
AUGUCGACCACCGCGGCCACGCACGAGGCGCUCGAUCCGGACGAGAUCGCGAUGCUUCGACGGCCGCAAUCGAUGGCGUACCUCCCCGAGGACAUCAUCGACUACGAGUUCCUCUUUGACCUCCCUCAUCGCUUUGUGUUACGGCAACUCGGGCUCGAGGUGGUCGCCGCGAGCUUCGUGGCAGGGAAUUUGCGAAGGCGCUCACGGGAGGAGGUCCGCUCGGGCGUCGCCGCGCUGCUCCGGGAGACGGGGCGGGCGCCUUUUCAGGAAAUUCUCUCGCAGUGCGCGCGCGUAGGGGAAGCGAUGCUGCUGCUCGCGAUCUCCUGCACCCGCUGGGGAGGCCGCCACGACGGCAGGAGCGACGUGAAGCCAUCCGCCACGGGGUUCAUCCAGUCCUUUCUGAGGCUGGAGCUGCACCCACGCGAUCCGCACGAGCUCCUUCGGCUUCAAGAGCACUUCGAGGCGUACCGCCGAGUCUUCGCCUCCAUUUCUCAGGGGUUUUACGCCCCCGCGUUGCGCGCCCUGCAGUGCGUGGAGUAUUUCCCCAGCACGAUUAGCGAUCACGCCGCCUACGCGUCGUCGCCGUUGGUGCGGGAGCGGCGGCGGCGCUGGCGGCGAUUCCUCCACGCGCGGGAGCUUCGCUUCGAUCCCGACGGGCGCAUCGUCGGCGGCCUGAAGCUGCAACGGGGGAUAACGAUGCGGCAUGUGUGGUUUGCCUACCCACAGCUCCGCCAUCACCUCUCGCGAGGGCGAGGAGGGGAGAAUGAAGAAGCGUGGGAAGAAAAAGAGGAAGAAGGGGGAGAGAGAGAGCGGGGAGAAGAAGAAAACGAAGAAGAAAGCGGCGUCCUGCGGCCUACGUUGGUCGACGUCUCGCUUCACCUGCCCGCGAAAGGGGCGACGACAAUCAUCGGGCCGAGCGGAUCCGGCAAGAGCACCCUCGCGGGGCUGUUAAAGCGCGCCUACGACCCGCUGGUAGGGGUGCGCGUGGAGGGGGGAGGAGCGGGGGAUCGCAGCGCGGCGGUCUGGACGGAGGCCGUCCUCGCCGAGGUGGUUCGCCUGCAGGGAAUCGAAAGCCCCCUCCCUCUGCCUCCUUCGUCAUCCUCAUCGUUAUUUUCCUCUUCUUCCUCCUCCUCCUCCUCUUCCGCGUCGUCGUUGGUGGAAGGCGGCGCGGACGAGGGGAUGGCGGGCUCGUCGAUCCGCGUUUCGCUGCAUCAGCCGGGCGGCCUCCGCGUGGACGGCCUCCCGCUCGCGUGCCUCUCCACGACCUACUGGCGGCGGUGGCUCGCCCAGCUCGAGCAGUUCCCUUUGAUCGACCCCACCCGCAGCUUCCGCGCGAAUCUCCGCUGGAUGAGCGAGGAGGUCGUCGAGGCGGACGUCCUCGAGGCGGCGCGGCGGGGGGGCUGCAUGGAGUUCAUCCACGCCACGCCCCGCGGCCUCGAGAGCGCGGCCGAGGGGCUUAGCGGGGGGGAGCAGCAGCGCCUCGCCCUCGCCCGCGUCGUGGCGGCGACGCUCGCGCGCCUGCGAGGGGAGCGGAUCGCCGCCACGAUGCCGCUGUCCCCUGCCCGACUGAACGCAGGAGAGGAGGGGGCGGGCGGCGGGCUGCUGCUUGACGAGCCCAGCAGCCGCCUCGACGCGUGCAACGAGCGGAGGCUGCGGGAGGCGGUGGAGGGGCUCGCGCGGGAUCUCCCGCUGAUGGUCGUGAUCAUCGCCCACCGGCUUGGAAUGGCUCGCUUCGCCACGCAUAUGAUCGUGAUGGAAGGCGGCCGCGUGGUUGGGGAGGGGCCCUUUGAGGAGCUGCUGCGCGGGAACGACUUUGCUCGGCAGCAGGCAUCCCUGCAGACGCUUUUAACCUCCCCCGCCUCCUCUGGAGAGUAG